Lactuca sativa (garden lettuce) is the source of this 2636-nucleotide messenger RNA. The record is from RefSeq and is a predicted model, not a curated record. Lineage: Eukaryota; Viridiplantae; Streptophyta; Magnoliopsida; Asterales; Asteraceae.
CAUACUUUUUAUUUUCCUCUAUGGCUCUACUAAUCAUCACAUUCUCCCCCAUAUCGUAUUUCACUUCUGCUUCUUUGGAGGAAGCCAAUGCUCUUAUUAAAUGGAAAGAAAGCCUUGAAAUCCCAAAAAAAUCGUUGCUCUCUUCAUGGAUGCCCCUCCCUUUGAAUUCCAGUGCAUCAGUUCCAUGCACUUCUUGGUCUGGAGUAGUUUGCGAUGUUGAUGGGAACAUUCAGAAGUUGAACCUCACAUCAUCUGGAUUAAAGGGUACGCUUCAUCAAUUUUCAUUCCCUUUGCUACACAAUCUUACACAUUUUAAUCUCAGUGUAAACAACUUCUUUGGCCCCAUCCCACCAGAAAUUCAAUUUUUGUCCAAACUUAUAUAUCUUGACAUUUCAUUGAAUAAUUUUUCGGGAGUAAUCCCACCUGAAAUAGGAAACCUGCUACAGCUAACCAUCAUGCACCUAUACUCAAACAAUAUAUCUGGCUCGAUUCCUUCUUCAUUGGGUGAUUUGAAGUAUCUCAGUGAACUUUCCUUGAGCUACAAUCAACUUGUUGGUUCUAUUCCUUUAUCUCUAGCAAACCUGAGUAACCUACAGAUUCUGAACCUCCGUACUAAUAAUUUAUCUGGUCCCAUUCCUAUUGAACUUGGCAAUUUGAAGUCACUCACUGAUCUUGAGGUGAGCGAAAACAAACUUAAUGGUUCUAUUCCUUCAUCGCUAGCAAACCUCAGCAACUUACAGUGGCUGAACCUCCGUCUUAAUAAAUUAUCUGGUCCCAUUCCUAGUAAACUUGGGAAGUUGAAGUCUCUCACUCAUCUUUCUGUGAGCAGAAAUCAUCUUAAUGGUUUUAUUCCUACAUCAUUUGGUUAUUUGACAUCUUUAAUUCAACUUUAUCUGCAUCACAAUGAGCUUGUUGGUCCCAUUCCUAGGGAACUUGGGAAGUUGAAGUCUCUCACUGAUUUUAAGGUGAACAACAAUCAAAUUAGUGGUUCUAUUCCUCUGUAUUUUGGAAAUUCAAGUCAACUACGAAGACUUGAUUUGUCUUCAAAUCAUUUGGUUGGUGAGAUCCCAAGAGAGUUUGGGAAGAUGAAAAGUAUGCUGUAUUUGUAUUUGGCUGACAACAAACUUUCAGGUGUUAUACCUCUAGAGCUUGGAUUUUGUGAACUCCUUGAAGUACUCGAUCUAUCCAAAAAUAGAUUGAAUGGGUCAAUUCCAAGAAGUAUCAGUCAAUGGGCACAAAUCCACUAUGUGAAUCUUAGUAAUAACAAGCUCAGUGAGAAAAUUCCAUCUGAAAUUGGUAAACUAGUUCAUCUUACGGAACUUGAUUUAUCUCAUAAUUUUCUCACAAAAAAGAUACCAUCUGAAGUUCAAAGUUUGCAAAGUUUGCAAAAACUGGAUCUUUCUCACAAUAGACUAUCUGGUUCUAUUCCUGGUGCUUUUACAAGUUUGCCUAGUGGGAUUGAUAUCAACCUUUCUUUCAAUAACCUCUCAGGGCCGGUCCCUCAUUGUGCUAACUUUUUUAAUGCAUCGAUAGAAAGCAAUCCAGAUUUGUGUGGGAAUGUUACAGGAGUGAAACUUUGUCCAAGUCAAAUUAUGAAGAAGAAAAAUUCUCCCUUUCAUCAUAAGCUCGUCCUUGUAAUUACGCUCCCAGUUAUCGGGGUUGUUUUACUUGGUGUAUUCACGUAUUGCCUUAUUUCUUAUCAACAACAAAAGAAAAAGUCUCCACAAAAACCAUUGGACGAAGAAAUUGGUGAUUAUUUCUCUACUACAAGUUUUGAUGGAAAAGUAGUGUAUGCUGAUAUCUUGAUGGCAACAAAUGAUUUCGAUGAAGCAUACUGCAUUGGGACCGGAGGAUAUGGGACUGUGUAUAAAGCUGAGCUACAACCGAACAAUGUGGUAGCUGUCAAGAAACUUCACUCAUCAUCUGAGAAUGUUGAUCAUAAUGGAUUCCUUAAUGAGGUACAAGCAUUAACGAACAUAAGGCAUCGAAACAUAGUGAAACUCUAUGGAUAUUGCUCCCACAUCCGCCACUCAUUUUUGAUUUAUGAAUACCUUGAAAAUGGAAGCCUUGGAUCAACCUUAAGAAGCGAUGUCUUAGCAAAAGAAUUGGAUUGGUUAAAAAGGGUAAAUAUUGUAAAGGGUGUAGCUAACGGUUUGGCUUAUAUGCAUCACGAUUGCUCACCUUCUAUAAUUCAUAGAGACAUAUCCAUAGCCAACAUUCUUCUUGAUUCUGAUUAUGAGGCACAUAUUUCUGAUUUUGGCACGUCCAAGCUUUUAAAGCUCGAUUCAUCAUCCAACUGGACCACAAUUGCAGGCACCUAUGGUUAUAUCGCACCAGAGCUUGCUUAUACGAUGGUGGCAAAUGAGAAAUGUGAUGUGUAUAGCUUUGGAGUUGUUGCACUAGAAGUGAUAAUGGGAAAGCAUCCUGGAGAACUGAUAACAUCUUUUCCUACAUUGUCUGAUGAUCUGGUGCCAGAAAAUGUGGGAGAUAGUCGGAUACCUCCUCCCUCAUCCCAAGUUGAGAAACAAGUUAAGUUGGUUUUGAGUCUCUCAAGAAAAUGUUUGAACUCCAAUCCACAUGAAAGACCAACAAUGAAACAAGUUUCAAAUAUGUUAAUGAAGGAUCAUCUGCUUUGA